Molecule: messenger RNA, 2229 nt
Organism: Leishmania braziliensis MHOM/BR/75/M2904
Lineage: Eukaryota; Euglenozoa; Kinetoplastea; Trypanosomatida; Trypanosomatidae
Exons: 1
Coding region: 1-2229 (742 amino acids)
Source: RefSeq, a predicted model, not a curated record
AUGGGAGGCGCGCUGUGCACGCGCCAGGCUCACGCGAGCAAUGACCGUGCUCUGUUCGUUACCCCUCAGUCUGCCAUUCGAAACUCAGAGAAUUUACUAAGUGACGCUAUGCAGGAACGAACGCAAGUCACCUCCGCUAAUCCUUUGGACACCCUUUCUGUGUCACAGCCACCGACGCUGCAGUAUGUAAAGACAUCUUCGGCGACGCAUAGCGUGAGGUCGCAUGAGGACACCACGGUGCACAGGAGUUCUGCUAGUGAUGGCCAGCACUCUACACUGCACCAUGGCGCGCAGCCCCUGCUUUCCUCAUCCCUCUUGUCCAAUCAGUUGUCAACGCAAACGCCGUCGCACGGGGCGUCGAAGGUAAUGGCGGCAUCCCCAGCAAAGGCGGUGCCACGUUCUGCAUCCCCAAUACCGGAGAUGGAGACGUCCUUGAGUAGCUCGCGUAGCCUCUUCUCCCUGUACUCUGCUGAUAGCUGCUCGGAUGAGUUGCCGCUACCGCCCCUGCAGCCCGCACCGCCUCUGCAAGCCGCAGAAACCAGAGCGAUGGCGUCAGCAACGCUCACGGAAAUACCCAACACUACUGCACAGUACCCCAGCGCCACUUCGAACGCGCCAUUCAUGAAAAAGAGCAUUCUUUCGAACGCUGCCGACCUGCCCAAGGCGCUGCCCGUCACACCGAUGCCCGCGAUGAGGAACCUCGUGCCAGAGAACGACAGCAGGAACAACGGCUGCACCGUGACCAGCAGCCACGACAAGACGCCAGAAAUCGAUUCUGCGCAGGCGGCUCCCAAAGCCCUUUCGACUUGGCCUUCAAAUGAGGCAGCCGCAGCUGCGGCACACGCCGUCUCGAGUGCCUUGCUUGAAGUCAGCUUUGAUUCACGUGCUUUAGCCGUCAGCGAUGCAACCACCUUUUCGGAAAUACAGCGCAUAGCCAACCGACUGCGGGAGUUGCAGGACGAGCGCCAGGUGCUAGGUGAAGCUCUACAGGUGUGUGGUCUUCCAUCCCCAAGUGCCAGUGCCGACAAUAGCGUCGUAAGAACGCAACCCAGUGUUUCAGAAGCCUCAAAAGUCACCAGUGAAGCCCUGCCAGUUGCACCCACGGCACUCCUCGAGUCGUCACAGAGAUCGUUUGAGUCCUUGUCGUCAGAGAGCGUGCUCGCAUCCAGGCAGUUCUACAAUGAAACAGCCAAGUUCUUGAACAGCAUUCGAGAAAUACACGAGGCGGGUAAAGCUGGGCAGGGUGGCUGCGCGUGGUUUCGCUGUGGGGCCGCACCGCCAAGCACGAACAGCCCCAGCGGUGGUGGGUGUGGUGAGGUAGAGACACCGAGUGAUGCUGUGACGCGUACGUCACCUCCACCAGCCGUGGAAGCAGCAUCGUUUUCCGGGACCCAGCGUGAUGAUGCGCCAGUCGGUGGGGCUGUCAGUGACUUGCGUCUCCUCAUUUCGUUGCGUCGGCGUUGUCGCACAUCAACAUGCGUGCGCUGGUUGCCGUUCGAGGUAAGGGAAUCGGACUUGCGAACAGGAUCUGUGAUAACACCAGUGUGCACUUGCGGCGACCAGGCCGCAAAUGCGUUCGCCUACGAUACUGGUGCUACACACAGUUCUGAGCACUUUCCUGUGAAGGGCGUGGACCUCGUCACGGCAUGCUUGCAGCACGUCCCCGAGCGGGGGGCAUCGUCUGUGACCACUCCGUCUGUUGUCGGCAAUUCGCCACUGCCAUCAGGCGUCUCCUUCACCGGCCUCUCCUCUCCGCUCGGCCAGGAUGCCGAGAAGGAGAGCACAGCUAUCCUCAACGACUCCCAAGGGCCCCUCAGCUCCAGCGCCGGCAUCACCACAUCCACCUCUGCGCACUCCAUCUCGAGUGACAAUCUCUCUCUCUGCCCCGUUCAUGCUGCACAUCGCCCUGUCAGUAUUCUCAUCUCCAAAAAAGGGAGGCGAAGCGCAAGCUCCAUUUCCUUUUCCUUGGCGCAGAAACAGCCGCUGAAGCCACUGCAGGUCGCUGUGCCAACGACCGCUACGACUGAGUCGCCCACGCCCAAGCUUGCUUCAGCACUCCUACCACCCUUUGACCUACAGCACCCAACGAAUGACAGACCUACAAGUGAGUCGGGACGGCGGCCAAUUAUCAAUUCUGGUGUGCCGUACCGCAAGCAGCUCGCCAAACGAGCGCUGGAAGACAACAAACUGUUCUUUGAAAUACUGUCGCGACAGAGAAGCUUAUCUUAA